AUGGAGGAUUGUGGAGUUGUGAUUCACUCAAGCGAUGCUUAUUCUACUCCCAUGAAUCCAAUUAAUGGUGGGACAAUAAAAAAGAGUUUGGGACAAGGGAAGAAUAAGAAAAUUCAGCCACAACAGAGUUUGGGGAAAGAGAAGAAUAAGAAAACUCAGCCACAGCAGCCACAAGUUGAAAUCCAGAAUGAAGUUGCACCUGAGGAUAAUAUUGCAGCCCAAACUGUCCCAAAUUCUUCCACAAGUGGUCUUCCUUCAUUGGAUGAACGAUUGUCUAUAUAUGCAUUUGUGAUGAUACGAAUGGGAAGAAUGAUGGAGGAAUUUGGAAAUACUCAAAAUGAAAUAAAGGAGUCUCUCAAGUCUUUGUUGAGCAGAUUACAGUUUACUUUGGAUCAUGUUGAUAGAGAAGCUGAUUUUCCAGUUUACUGA
Molecule: messenger RNA, 429 nt
Organism: Ilex paraguariensis (yerba mate)
Lineage: Eukaryota; Viridiplantae; Streptophyta; Magnoliopsida; Aquifoliales; Aquifoliaceae
Source: the annotation of a GenBank genome assembly